CUUAUCACCGGCAUGAUUAUCGCCUUGAGCCACAUAGCAACAGACCUCGCGUUAUCAAAACAAAUAAAUAGAGGGCAUAACGGAAGAAAGGCAUUGCCGUGUGUUGAGUAAAGGAACAAGCAAGUUUCGUCAGCCAGCAAAAUGACGUGGAAAGUGCUGCUCGUGACGCUUUCUAUGGCGGUGAACCUCUCCGCCGGAGGCUUUCCUUAUGUGGAACCUACUGAGGGGGACGUAUGGCCACGCCCUCAGAUGAUGCAGCAAGAAGAGACUUACAUGCUUGUCAGACCAAGCACCUUCAAAUUCAGCGUCACGGGGAAGGACUGCGACAUCCUGCAGGAGGCGCUCGAAAGAUACAUUGGAAUCAUGUUCCGUUCUACAUCCUACAAAAAUCCUGAAAGCAGCUGGAGAAGAGGCCAGGAUCUCCGCGGUUACCUGGAUACCGUCAGCGUCAACCUCAUGAACCCUUGCGAGGAAUAUCCUCACCAGGAUAUGGAUGAGCAAUAUGAGAUCAAGAUCGACAGCCCUGAUCAACCUGCAUCUGGGACCAUCAUAGCUCAGAGCGUGUGGGGCAUCCUGAGAGGUCUGGAGUCCUUCUCGCAGCUUCUUGUACCCGACGGAUCGGAAUACAGGGUGAAAUCAACGCAGAUCCACGACUUUCCCAGAUUCAAUUUCAGAGGCUUCAUGCUGGACACUGCCCGCCAUUAUUUGCCAGUAGGGAAGAUUCUGGAAAAUCUGGAUCUGAUGGCCACGAACAAGUUCAACGUGUUCCACUGGCAUUUGGUAGAUGACCAGAGCUUCCCUUACGAAAGUGCGGUCUUCCCUGACCUCAGUAAGGAGGGCUCAUUCUCACCCAUACACAUUUACACCAAAGAAAAUAUAUCUGACGUUGUGGAAUACGCACGGCUGAGAGGAAUAAGAGUUCUGCCAGAAUUCGAUACACCAGGUCACACGAUGGCAUGGGGUCUGGGACAACCAGGCCUCCUCACAACUUGUUACGAAGGCGGAAAGCCUGAUGGCUCCUACGGCCCAAUUGACCCGACAAAGGAAGAGAACUACGAUUUCCUGAGGAGUCUCUUCACCGAGGUCACCGAUCGUUUCCAUGACCACUACAUCCACCUCGGCGGGGACGAGGUAGACUUUAACUGCUGGAAGAGCAACCCGAACGUCACAGAGUUCAUGGAGAAAACGAAUAUCACCGGAGACUAUAGGAAGUUGGAAAGCGUCUACAUUACAAAACUCAUUGAACUGGUUUCUCACUUACCGACGAAAAAUGGAUACCUAGUAUGGCAAGAAGUUUUCGACAACGGGGUAGAUGUUGCUGACGACACCAUCAUCCACAUCUGGAAGAGCAGAACUCUUCCAGAGGGAUGGAAGGAAGAGCUCACAAAGGUCACCAAAGCGGGAUACAAGACCGUGCUCUCGUCCUGCUGGUACCUGAACGACAUCAGCUACGGCCAAGACUGGAUAAAAUACUACGAAUGUGAUCCUCAAGAUUUUGAUGGUACGGAAGAUCAAAAGAGUCUGGUCAUGGGAGGCGAAGCUUGUAUGUGGGGAGAGUACGUAGAUGGCACGAACCUCAUCCCGAGGACGUGGCCCCGCGCCUCCGUGGUGGCCGAGAAACUGUGGAGUUCAGCUGCUCACACCAACAGCACCUCAGCAGCUGAGCCAAGGCUGGAGGAGCACCGCUGCAGGCUCCUCGACAGAGGCUACAGGGUCGAACCCCUUUGGCCGUCUUACUGUAUGUCGGAUGUUGACUUGUAAAGUCGUGUUGGCCAGAAUUGUCGGGAACUUAGAAAUCUGAUGGGUUUAGAUUAUGUCCUACAUUAUAUUAAGUUUUGAUAUGGAAUAUCAGCUCUAUCUUAUGCGUAACUACUAGUUUAUGCUGAGAUGUAGAUGGGUAAGUUCUCUUAGAUUUGUAUUGCUAUCUCCCUAAUCUAUUUAUGAGGGUUGCUUAUUAAAAAGUAAAAAAUAAAUAUUUUAA
Molecule: messenger RNA, 1981 nt
Organism: Macrobrachium nipponense
Lineage: Eukaryota; Metazoa; Arthropoda; Malacostraca; Decapoda; Palaemonidae
Product: beta-hexosaminidase subunit alpha-like
Exons: 13
Coding region: 142-1761 (539 amino acids)
Biological process (GO): ganglioside catabolic process; glycosaminoglycan metabolic process; carbohydrate metabolic process
Cellular component (GO): lysosome; membrane
Molecular function (GO): beta-N-acetylhexosaminidase activity
Source: RefSeq, a predicted model, not a curated record